Molecule: messenger RNA, 2015 nt
Organism: Caenorhabditis sp. 36 PRJEB53466
Lineage: Eukaryota; Metazoa; Nematoda; Chromadorea; Rhabditida; Rhabditidae
Source: the annotation of a GenBank genome assembly
AUGAAGACCCUUUUCUGCCUUCUGGCCCUCGUCGCCGUCUCCGCUUCCCUCGUCCUCCCAGCUCAGCAGAGAAAUGGAGUCAACUGCCUUCUUUGCGAGGCCGGAGUCCGUGCUGCUGAGGAUCCAGCUGAUAGAGAGGCCCAUACUGUUGAGGACGUAAGUUGUCAUAACAAGUAAAGUCGAUAUUAAUGAAUGUGUCGCAGAAGUUCGACGCCGAGUGCAAGAAAGAGUUCGGAUCCAUCCCAUUCUUCGAGAAAGAGUGCGAGAAGUACGGAAACUCCAAGCUCGACCCCAUCAUCAACGAGCUCGAGGGAGGAACUGCCCCAGAGGACGUGUGCACAAAGCUCAAGGAGUGCUAAUUUGUUUUCCUAACCUGUGUCUAAUCUCAAUAAAUUUUUCGUAUUUUUCAAUGUUUCAAAAGUGUUUUAUUUUCUAUCUUUCACGAUUUAGUCUGUUUGGAUUAGUUUACAAAGUAUUCGCAUUUCCACAAUAUUUGAAAUACUGAUCAUUCGAGUUAGACUGUUCAUUUUGUGCUCUCCCAGGGAAGCAACAUGCAGAAAAAAACUAGCCUUAAAAAUGAAAAUGCCAAGGAACACAAACUCAACGCAAAUGAUGUAUACCAUCUCUUAAACAGUUGCGGCUUCGUCGUCACGUUAAAGCUUUGGACAUUUCGACAACUCUGACGACAUUUUCUACGUGCUUCUCUCCGGGUUUCUACUGUUUUUUGUUCUAACCUCUAUGACCAUCUUGGGAGUUGUCACUGGGAUCGGGGGACCACUUCUCUACUUGUCUUCCAAUGUUCCGAGGUGUCAGAAACAUCGGGAAGUCAUAUUAACAAACAAUCUUCCGACACCGAGCUUCCUAACUAUUUUAGACGAUCGCAUUCCUAUCCUUGUGAACCCCAUAAUUACUAACCUAGGCGAUGACGGAGUCACCAUUUCUCUCAACAUUAAGAGAAUUGUCUGCAACUUAGACAAAUGGUCAAAAAUGAAGUGAUGAAUGGAAAAAAUAACAUGAGCGGCAAUCCCAUUGGUUCUGUAGGCGCCAGAGCUCACGCGAAGUUUGGGCGCUACAUUUAUUCCCCACCCUGUAUGUUCAUAGAGAUGGUGGAGUGCCCGAACUCAUAAAAUCAUGGUUUCUGGACACUCCAUUUUUUUCUCUGACACUUUCUUAUUUCUGGACACGCUUCUCACCAGCAAAUCAUAAUUUUCUGAUUCGUAACAAAUAGUCGGCACGAAGGCUCCUUUGGCUACACUGAUAAAAAGUGAUUGUUCAUUGUACCACAAGUAAAUGUAUACAUCAUCGAAGCUGAACAAUCCACACUGACAAUAUUUUGUAUUCAUAGUUCACGACUAUUACUUAUUAUCAGAAGCUACUUUGAAUACAGAAUUAUAGUAGUAAAAAAUGUGUGGUACACUUGCAAGUACUUCAUUCAAACCCGUGUCUGUAGCCAUAUUCUGCUUUGUGCUCAAUUUUUGAGCACUCUGAUUUCAUACUUGAGACUUGUGAUAAGCGAGUGAAUGAGCCGUGAGUAGGAGGAGUGCCUUUGCAGCCGUUACCAGACGGAACUAUUCGUGAGUAUAUAACAAGUCAGGUUACAAAAGAGAAUGACAGCUCUCACAUUUCUUCUUCUAUCAACUUUUUCUUUCAGAAAUGAAGACUCUUCUCUAUCUCGUCGCCGUCGUUGCCUUCGCAACUGCUAUGGUACUUCCACGUCAGCAAGACAGUGCCCUCGACUGUCUCCUGUGCCGUCUCGCUGUGAACGUCACUGAUCCACCGGUUGACAACGAAGUGCACAAAGUUGACGACGUGAGUUUUUCUUUCGAUUUUGGUGAAAUACAUAUAAAUUGUACUUGUAGAAGUUCAUUGCUGAGUGCAAGCAAGAACUCUCUGGAAUUCCGUUCCUCGAGCAGGAGUGCCUCGACUAUGCUCACAACAAUCUUGACCCCAUCAUCAAGGAGCUUGAGUCGGGAACAGCACCAGAGGAUAUCUGCAAGAAACUCAACGAAUGUUAG